Alosa sapidissima (American shad) is the source of this 1191-nucleotide messenger RNA. RefSeq names its product extensin-like. The coding region runs from base 1 to 1191 and encodes 396 amino acids. The record is from RefSeq and is a predicted model, not a curated record. Lineage: Eukaryota; Metazoa; Chordata; Actinopteri; Clupeiformes; Clupeidae. The transcript is spliced from 5 exons.
AUGCUGCUGCCCACUAAACCCAGCAGUAAACCCAGCAGUAAACCCAGCGCUCUGCCCACUAAACCCAGCAGUAAACCCAGCACUCUGCCCAGUAAACCCAGCACUAAACCCAGCAGUAAACCCAGCAGUAAACCCAGCGCUCUGCCCACUAAACCCAGCACUAAACCCAGCAGUAAACCCAGCGCUCUGCCCACUAAACCCAGCAGUAAACCCAGCACUCUGCCCACUAAACCCAGCGCUCUUAAACCCAGCACUAAACCCAGCAGUAAACCCAGCGCUCUGCCCACUAAACCCAGCAGUAAACCCAGCAGUAAACCCAGCGCUCUGCCCACUAAACCCAGCAGUAAACCCAGCAGUAAACCCAGCGCUCUGCCCAAUAAACCCAGCAGUAAACCCAGCAGUAAACCCAGCGCUCUGCCCACUAAACCCAGCAGUAAACCCAGCAGUAAACCCAGCAGUAAACCCAGCGCUCUGCCCAAUAAACCCAGCACAGAAAAACCCAGCUGUAAACCCAGCACUCUGCCCACUAAACCCAGCAGUAAACCCAGCACUCUGCCCACUAAACCCAGCAGUAAACUCAGCGCUCUGCCCAGUAAACCCAGCAGUAAACCCAGCAGUAAACCCAGCGCUCUGCCCACUAAACCCAGCAGUAAACCCAGCAGUAAACCCAGCAGUAAACCCAGCACUCUGCCCACUAAACCCAGCAGUAAACCCAGCACUCUGCCCAGUAAACCCAGCAGUAAACCCAGCGCUCUGCCCAGUAAACCCAGCAGUAAACCCAGCAGUAAACCCAGCGCUCUGCCCAAUAAACCCAGCAGUAAACCCAGCAAAAAACCCAGCUGUAAACCCAGCACUCUGCCCACUAAACCCAGCAGUAAACCCAGCACUCUGCCCAGUAAACCCAUCAGUAAACCCAGCGCUCUGCCCAGUAAACCCAGCAGUAAACCCAGCAGUAAACCCAGCGCUCUGCCCACUAAACCCAGCAGUAAACCCAGCAGUAAACCCAGCGCUCUGCCCACUAAACCCAGCACUAAACCCAGCGCUCUGCCCAGUAAACCCAGCAGUAAACCCAGCACUCUGCCCACUAAACCCAGCGCUCUGUCCAGUCCCAUGCUGCUGACCACUAAACCCAUCUCCGGCCUGUGUGACAGGGGCUCAUUAAAAGAGACGUGUGAUAGUGUGUGCUUUUAA